AUGUCCUGUCGUGAUACAUCGCUCCAACUUUCUGCUCCCAUCGUCAUCCGUCCGAUCACGUUGAUCAUUCAGGACAUGAGAAGGCACCCUGUGGUUCAGACAGCAAUUCUUCGCUGUUGGAAAUGCCGACGGCCACUAAUGGACUCGAGCAACUUGCUGAGCUCGCAUGGAGAACAGCUGAACCCCCGUGAUUGUGAAGGCAAGUGUGAGAGAGAGGACGAGAGCUCCAUCUGGUACAUCAACCAAGAGAACGUCCCCUCCUGGCUGACGACAGAAAUGGACAGGGGUCAGUGGACAAAGGGUAAGCUUCAUUGCCCACACUGCGGUGGCCGUUUGGGAUCAUUCAAUUUUGUAAUUCCCUCCAGAUGCCUAUGCGGUGAGUACAUGGUCCCCGCUGUGCAAAUCUGCAAGAGCCGAGUGGACUACGAACUGACUUCCCCACCAAACUCAAUCGACGCGCAGUCGAAGCCCGAUUUCAUUCGGAGGGACCUGUGCCCGGCUGUGAAGGACCCCUUAACCGAGCCACCGCAGUCACUUCCCAGCAAAACGAGCUUGGAAGCCUGUUUACAGCGUUCUCUGUGCAUGCCGCAGACUGAGCAGGGCAAGGCUGAGAGGUGCACAAUCGAGAAGAUUCUUCAGGCGUCGGUCCCGGCAACAGGACCUCCUCCCACACAUGUCGUCAGAAGGCACAGGAAAUGCUUCAGCUUGGACCUGAGAAACAGUGGCGGGAGUCCUCCUGCCGUUUACUCUCCCCUUGCAUACAGGCGGUCGCGGAGCGCGACGGCGGUUUGGGGUAAGAGGGAAAUUGGGAGCUCUCCCUGCAUGUCCAGCUUGCUGGCUCACUUUCACAGGGAGCCUGCUGAUGGUGAACGAUCGGCCAUUCUGGAAGAUGAUCAGGAAAACACGCACACUCGGCGGACUCUGUCCUGCUCCGCCAUGUGUGGCGUGACCGGCUCUCUCCGGAAUCGGGCGCGGAACGAUGACGAUGACGGGAUGACGCUCAGGAGGUCGGACGGAGCGGACGGGACUGUUGGGUCGGCAUCAGGAGUGGCAGCACGGAUGUUGUUCAGCGACAGCAGCAGUGGCUCUGGCAGCGAGUCUGAUUGUGAAGAUGAAGCACAGCCCUCUGUUGCCCUUGAGCGGCCACGGUUGCCCUUGGAGUUUCAACGGAAUCGUGAAUUCCUGGAGGCUGACGCGGAGGAACGUGUGCAGUCCGAGGAGAGAAGUCGCAUGAAGAGAGUUGGAAGAAAUCGGCGCAAAGGAGAUCGAUGGUUGCAGAAAAAGCAGGAUACGGACAGAGGAAAGCGUGCCCAACGCGACGGGGACACGGCGGAGGAGAGUGAAGGCGACGCCGAGAUGGAGGGUCACACGUGCGCCGUCUGCCUGGACGUCUACUGCAGCCCCUACCUGUGCCACCCGUGCCGCCACGUGUUCUGCGAGACGUGCCUCCGCAGCCUGGCGCGCGACAACCCGGGCAGCACGCCGUGCCCCCUCUGCCGCGUCCUCAUCCGCCGCGUCACCUACCAGCCGGCCCUCGACGAUGCGGCAAAGCUACUGUUCCCACGAGCGUAUGUGGCACGCAAGCGCUCCGACCUGAGGCUGCACGGGCCGGACUGGCCCCUCCCGGGAAGGCAGGGGGGACUGCGCACGAUCAUGGCCUCCCUGAGAGGAGCGAGCGGGCGUCCCGGCACGCAGCUGCGCUGGCAUCUCCCGCACGCCUUCCGCCUGGACGAGGAUGAGGAGCAGAGCCGAGGCUGGCUGGACAUGGACCGCAUCAUCAUCUACGUCUAUUCCAUCAAUUGGCUCAUUGGCUUCGUCACCUUCUGCUGCUUUUGCUACCUGCUCUUCACCUCCAUAUUCUAGGGGCAGGCAACGGUGGGGGGGGGGGGGGGACCCCUUGUCCCCUCCCCCCACCCCACCGUGAGCCGUACCCACCCCCCAGGUUUAUUUUGUGCGGCUACGUGAGACCUAAUACUUUGAAACGGCCCCGAAAACAAUGCUUGUCGUCUUGCAAGCAUCUUCGCCACACAAAUCGGGUACUUAAAGAGGAAAUAAAUUAUUCGACCUGGAAACACUGUGUUUCUGAUUUUAGCGCGUAUCGACAGUCGGUCAACAUGCGCAUUAUUUUAACGCAUCUUUAUGAAAUAACGCUAAGGUGUGCGUUCACGUGCGGCCCGCCAAAAAUAUUUUCAAAGUCCUACAUCGCUUCCUGCAUUGAGUAAAAGGUUUUCCAUGCCGGUUUUGCGGGGUGGAUCUUGGCGGCCGGUUCUGGCCGCGUUUGCGACUCGUGUACCUGUGGCAGGUAGGAGCUUCGUGGCCUUAAGUUCUGAGGGAGCAUUGCCGGGAGGCUUGCGUGAGUCAUGGGCAUUCAUGGUUUCGGGUGGUUGAAGAUGACAGCCUUCUCGUGGCCUACCCCGUUUUGUGGAGUAAUGGUCAUGCCGCUGCAGUAUUCUUCCCGUGGGUUUUAGCUGGAAGCUUUUGUUCAUUUUAAUAUGAUUUUGCUUGAGCCUAUUCAAAUGAAAUUUAAACAAAAAAAAACAUUAACUCAAAUUGAACUUUUUUUUUAAUUUACCAGGUAAAGCCCACUCAGCUAUAUAGCUCUUUUUCAAAAGCGACUUGUCCACAACUGAUAGCUGAACGAACUGGCUUAUAUCAUGUGGAAAUUUAUAGGAGACAAAUCCUUUAAAUUAAUGUUUCUAAAUAUGGAGGGAAAAACCGGAAGACCUGGAGAAAAAUCCACGCGACCACGAGGAAAACAUGCAAAUUCAAAUAUACACAGGCAUCAGGGUCGGGAUCGAAUGCACGACCUCUUUCAUACCAGGCGAGGUAGUUAAUGUCUCACCAUCGUGGCACCAUUAUCUUGUAGAUACAUGUCAAGGCGAUGUCCCAGGCUUGCAAACACUUCACUCACCGGUGACUUUUGAGUGUGCAACUUCAUUCAUGAGAAAAAAGACAAAUGUUUAAGAUCAUUACAAUAGAUAGCACUCUGCUAAUGUGGCUGUUUUAACAUUGAAUUAAAAUUGAAGACUGGUAUAACAGUCCCAUAAUGGCACACGUGACCUUAGCUUUAAAGUACAGUCCCAUAAUGGCACACGUGACCUUAGCUUUAAAGUCUAUUUUCUCAUUAAUGAAGUCCAAGAGUCGUGCUGGACACCCCAGAACACAGCCUAGGUACAUAUCUACAAGAUAUUUGUUAAUUGGAUUACGUAAAGGACUACGUGAUACAACCGUGCAGUUUUGGUGAAGCAUAUUAGCUAUUUACACGCCUUAUUUACAAAUAUAAACAUAGUGAUUACUUAUGCGGUAGGCUUUUAUUAUUAAGAUAGGGCUUAUGCGCACAGCAUGUCUGAAGGGUGGUUGGGAUUUGUCUGUGACACACGCAGUCCCUGCAUCUGGGUAAGCAUGGAUUGCCCCCGAGAAAAAUUAUACAGAGCACAUUCAGUCGUCGAGUUCUCCAGUCCACAGCACAAUGUUUGCUUGUGACCUCGUGUUUACAAAACAUAGGGAGUGAAGUCUGCAGUCACAAUUUCAACGUAUAUGUGCAUGGAUAUGGUGGCAGUUGUUGAGUUGCAUUGUUUCUCCCAGCCAUGGGAUGUUUUGUACUUUGGCUUGCAGUUUAGUUGCAAUAUAUUGAAAUGUAUAUUUUUUAUGUUUAGUUCUUAUUGAGGGUGAAUAUAAAUAUAUACACAGUAAAAUAGACUUAUUUUACAAUUAUUUGCUGCAGAAUGCCCUAAUGAUAAACCUUUGCUUGCUCAGCAGUUGUCCACCGCACAAAGUGUGCAACGAACAAUUAUGAUCCGCAUAAUUUCUUAAUUCCCAAAUUGCAGGUGGUUUCCAAAUUGAAUAGGUUAAGCGUCCAAUUUAUGGAAGAUUUAAGUACAUAGAUAACGCCCUUCAACUGGAACCUCUGAUUCCAUGAAAUCUAUCGCAGGAAUUAUAUUUGGUUCAAUAAGCCCUUUGGACCACACUGAGACGGGGAAUAUGUAAGGGUGGCUGCUGAUGCGGUUGUCUGGCUUGACCAUCUGAUUGUGAAAUUGUAGUCGUUGCUCGGCAUCUACGUCAUCAGCCAUUCCAGAGGUCGGCGACUCGAAUAACAAGAAGAGCCAUUUCGAAUUUGGUAAGAAAAAUUCUAUAUUUCAAGAGGCCGCAAUGCACGUGAAUCCGAGACAAUCCCGAAUAAAUAUCGUUACGAAGCAGUGCGUAAUAAGCCGCGGGUUGCCGACCCCUGCCCAUGAUAAACUGAGCUUUCCAUGGUAAACUGGACUCUCAUGGUCAGGCAUCGGCAACCAAAAUAACAAGAAGAGACAUUUUGUUCGGAUUCGGGAUAUAUAACAUAAACUCAUUGUUUCAAGAGCCGCAAUGCGGUCAUUAAAGAGCCGCAUGUUGCCAACCCCUGAGCCAUACGAAAGAAGAAAGGGGUGGCCAAAACUGUCUGUUGAAAACAACUGCAAUGAGCCCGCACAGGAGUCCCUCUCUUGGCGAUGCCACCCAACAAAAGUGGAAGGAAAGGCAAGUUGUGGAAAGAUGGACAAACAAGGUGGAUAGAUGCAGGGGUACAAGUUCAAGAAGAGAAAAGGAUUGAGAGUGAACGAAUCGUUGAUGCUGGCUAAAGAAAGAAUAAUGGGAAUUUGUUUGGCCCCAUCCUUGCUAAUGAGCUGAAGGAAGGGACAGAUAUUUGUGGUUUAUCUAUAUAAUGCCUCAAAUAACGAAACGAAGCGCUCAUGCCUUGCAAGUGGAUGCAACAGAGCUGAUAGUACCAUUUAUUUUUUUGUAGACUUGAAACGGCCUGCGAAUGAAUAGCUGAUUAUAACGAGCUCAUAAUGGAAAUAGACGCUUCGAAGUCCUGUUGUGUUUUUUUGUGUGUUUACACACUCCAGAUAAAUAAUCCACCCAUGUGGGUCAACUGCAUCAUCUCAAUAUAGCCCUGCAUAGGCAGCAUUGGGUGCGUCAACAAGGCAGCUCGUGGAGGACGCUGCCACUGGGCAGAUGGAGGCAGUCGUCCUCCAGCAACAACGGAGGGCAGAGGAGCGACGCUCACAACAACGGGCGGAGUGCCGGGCGACUAAAACGCAGCAAGUUGGCACAGUAGGGGGCACAGGUGGUGCAUCUGCCAUCGUCAAACCAUGAGAUACGGCGACGGCUUUGGGAGAGAUCUUCAUGCAACAGUGAAUAGAUUACGGCUGCUGAUGAUGAUGUUGAGACGCAUUGUUUUGUCGAAGCAACCUCGGGUGAUUUUUUCUUCUCUUUUUCUGAGUGUCAUCAUCAAGUUAAACAAAUGCUGCCGAGUUGCCAUAUGACGAUGCCUGAUGGUUCUACAUUUUAUUUAAUAUUUUUGCUUACGAAGCGGACACUUGUCUGUUAUUUUAUGACUUGCAAACCACCGUGACGCCACGUAAUUAUUUUACGCGUAUAUUGAUUUUGGUAUAUUCGGUAGAGGGUCUGGCAGCAGUUGCAAAGAGUGCUUUAGUACCAUUAGGUUGCGUGUAUGGUUUACUUUCAGUAAGUACAUAAGUGUUUUAUGGCACCAUUUUAGUCGGCGUGUAAUGAUUUAACCAGCCUCCAAAUUUGAUGAAUUGGUAUAAUUUGGGAGCAUCAUUCAGUCCGUGGAUCGAUUAUUUUUUUUCUAUCGUUUGUAUUUUGCCUCAUCUCGACUGUCGUGUGUUUUGUGUAUUGUCAGUUCCUAAAGGUAACAUUGCAUACAUUUCGGCAUAAAUGCUACAUUAUUCUUGCGCACACAUUUCAAUAAAUGUACGGUAUCUUUUAAAAGUAGGAAUAUAUUUUUAAGUGAUUGAAUUGUCCACGUUUACCAUUGACACUACACAGGUUAUCCAGUGUUUGUUGCUACGAUUCGAUGUUUACUGCAAUCAGCUACGCACAUUUAUUCCGUGCCAUCAUGCCACCGUUAUCGGAUAAUUUAAUCUCGUGAAUGCUUUCACGGCAAAUUCAUGUUGCCAGUACCAAAUUUCUGUUGUGAAUACGCGCCAUUUCCAGAAAUGUUCGACUAUUAUUUCUGCUGUAAAGGCAGCGCUAAUGAUGAACGUCGUAGCCGUUAUUGUUUCUGGUUUGUGCUGUGUGCACCAAUGCUAACACCAGUCCCGUAUUUGUUUUUUUGUCCCCAUAGUAUUACGCCUUGGGCAGUACAUAUACACAUGUCGUUUUCUUAGUAAUACGUUUACAAAACUGCCACCCUUUGCAAACAACUUGGAGUUGCAUGAUAUAGUAAAAUAAACACUUUGCUUUCAAAAACAACACGUCUAAGUGUGACGUUUUUGGCCGCUUUGGGAAAUUAAGGAACCCCCCCCCACGCUAAAGUGUGGUGCUGUACCUUAAGCGACCUCCAUUCGCUUUCAUAGAGACCAAUUAAAGGAAGACCAUUCACUUUAAUUGAGGUCUAUUUAGAUGAUAUCCCACGGGUUCUAUCGCAAUGAAGCGUCCUCCACUGCAUUACGCUCGGCAUUGCGUUAACCCUUUGCCUAGCUUCAAGGUUUGGGUCGUUGCAGUUUUAUUACGAAAGGUGCAACAGAAAAAAACCAAUACGGAGCGAUAGCACUGCUGUGUAAGAUGUCAUUAGUUUGAUUUACGUGUUAAACAUAUUGGUUGUUAACGUGAGCACUGACAAACUGGUGGGGGGGGGCUGAUAAGUGGGCAAGUAAACGUGGAGAGAUCGAUGCUUGGAAUUACGCAGAGGACAAGGGGAGAAAGAAGCACGUGGAUCGUGGAGCGCUGCUUUCGGCGUCAUGUCGACUGUUAAGGGAGGUAAAGUGGCUUUUGGCAGGAACCGUUAUGGUCAGCAGGCAUGAUGACCGAUAGGCGAGACUUGUUGACGGAAGCCGAAGGAGAAGGCACCGGAGAAGGCAACCAGUGUGGAGGUGGGAGCGAUGCAAGGCCGUAGCCAUCGAGUCAACAUUGGGGGGGGACCAAAUCUUCCAGGGAGUCUAGGGAUCACCCCCAGAAAAAAAAUCUAAGUUUGAAAAAUUAUUUCCUGCCAUUUCCUGCUUAAAAUAUUUUUAAAAAUUCACUAACACAU
Molecule: messenger RNA, 7027 nt
Organism: Lethenteron reissneri (Far Eastern brook lamprey)
Lineage: Eukaryota; Metazoa; Chordata; Hyperoartia; Petromyzontiformes; Petromyzontidae
Gene: RNF180
Product: ring finger protein 180
Biological process (GO): serotonin metabolic process; protein polyubiquitination; norepinephrine metabolic process
Cellular component (GO): endoplasmic reticulum membrane
Molecular function (GO): ubiquitin protein ligase activity; ubiquitin conjugating enzyme binding; metal ion binding
Source: RefSeq, a predicted model, not a curated record